Molecule: messenger RNA, 3741 nt
Organism: Ochotona curzoniae (black-lipped pika)
Lineage: Eukaryota; Metazoa; Chordata; Mammalia; Lagomorpha; Ochotonidae
Gene: RNF14
Product: ring finger protein 14
Exons: 8
Coding region: 938-2362 (474 amino acids)
Biological process (GO): ubiquitin-dependent protein catabolic process; positive regulation of proteasomal ubiquitin-dependent protein catabolic process; protein polyubiquitination
Cellular component (GO): cytoplasm; ubiquitin ligase complex
Molecular function (GO): ubiquitin conjugating enzyme binding; ubiquitin protein ligase activity; zinc ion binding
Source: RefSeq, a predicted model, not a curated record
UUUAGGAGGCAGAAGGACUUCAGCUCUGUUAUCAGCGUGUACUAUGGCCUGGUAAAGUUCUAUGAGUUAAAUAGGGUAAAGUGAAAAUAUCUGAUGAUCUGAUGUAGUGCCUGGUAGAUUCUGAAACUUGUUCCUUGCUCAUUUUGACGUCACGCUUCGGAGGAUCUGUUUUAGGAAGUGUGGCCGCGUGUACUGUUUAUGCCAAGGGUUUCAGAGUGUUCAUUGGACUGUAACCCGUUCGUGAACCAUGCUCCCCUUCUUCACCCACUUCAGAGGCUUGGCUCUAAACAUUUAGAAACAUGUGAAAGGUUCAUGUGUGUGUGUGUGUGUGUGUUUUAAAGUGCUAUCCCAUUACCCAACUUGUCAAUUUUUGAAAAUAGUAUUUUAGUUGGAGAAGUCCUGAGCAGGGACAGAAGGAAAUGGGAGAGAGGUGGGAGGUGAAGGAAUGGCAGAGGCAGAAAAAGAAAGGAGGGAAACCUGGGAGGUGCCUGUGACAGGGUGUGGUGUCUGUCCUCCACCUGGCUCUUCCCAUGCUGGGGCGCUCAGAUAAGAAGGCUGGGCGCAUGACCAUGCCCGGCCGCCCCAGCAGAUGAGGGCUGGCCCUCCAUCGGGGUGUGUUUGACAUGCGUGACGGUGAAGGGUCCUGAGUGCAUCCUUGGUCUCUUCCCUGUAGAUGGCCGAAUUUGCGCAGUCUGACUAGCAUGAGUCCCACACCUCUGCCUCUCAGCCAGCCUCAGCCUUCUCAGCUCCACCGGCUGCAGGAUAAAUGGGAUUAAUACGACUUGCAAGCUGAACUAAAAUCCAGACUGCGGUGCUACUAUCCUUCUGGUGGUGUGAACAGUGGGAGGAGCCCUUCUUUGAAGUGCUUCUGAGCUUCUCACAGCUCCUGUGCAUCUGAAGUGACCGGUGUGAGCGCCUUCGCAUCCCAGACCACUAGAUGUCGUCAGAAGACCGAGAGGCGCAGGAGGAUGAACUGCUGGCCCUGGCGAGCAUUUAUGAUGGCGAUGAAUUUAGAAAAGCCGAGUCCGUCCAAGGCGGAGAAACCAGGAUCUAUUUGGAUUUGCCACAGAAUUUCAAGAUAUUUGUGAGCGGCAAUUCAAAUGAGUGUCUCCAGAAUAGUGGCUUUGAAUACACCAUUUGCUUUCUGCCUCCACUUGUGCUGAACUUUGAGCUGCCACCAGAUUAUCCAUCCUCCUCCCCACCUUCAUUCACACUUAGUGGCAAAUGGCUGUCACCAACUCAGCUGUCUGCUCUGUGCAAGCACUUGGACAACCUGUGGGAAGAGCACCGAGGCAGUGUGGUCCUGUUUGCCUGGAUGCAGUUUCUUAAGGAAGAGACCCUCGCCUACCUGAAUAUUGUCUCUCCUUUUGAGCUCAAGAUGGGAUCCCACAAGCAGGUGCAGAGAAGAGCAGCGCCAGCCUGUCCCAACAAAGAGCUGGAGUCCGGAGGAGCCGCUGGGUGCACCGUAGAUCAAGAGGAAGCCGUGGAUGAGCGAGCUGUGCAGGACGUGGAAUCAUUGUCAAGUCUGAUCCAGGAAAUCUUGGACUUCGAUCAAGCUCAGCAGAUAAAAUGCUUCAAUAGUAAAUUGUUCCUGUGCAAUAUCUGUUUCUGUGAGAAACUGGGAAGUGAGUGCAUGUACUUCUUGGAGUGCAGGCAUGUGUACUGCAAAGCUUGUCUGAAGGACUACUUUGAAAUCCAGAUCAAAGAUGGCCAAGUUCAGUGUCUCAACUGCCCAGAACCAAAGUGCUCUUCCGUGGCCACUCCUGGUCAGGUUAAAGAGCUUGUCGAGGCAGAAUUGUUUGCUCGCUACGACCGCCUUCUUCUCCAGUCCACCUUGGACCGGAUGGCAGAUGUGGUGUACUGCCCCCGCCCGUCCUGCCAGCUGCCAGUGAUGCAGGAGCCGAGCUGCACCAUGGGCAUCUGCUCCAGCUGCAACUUUGCCUUCUGUACCUUGUGCAGAUUGACCUACCAUGGGGUCUCGCCAUGUAAAGUGACUGCAGAGAAAUUGGUAGACUUACGGGAUGAGUACCUGCAAGCAGAUGAGGCCACGAAGAGAUUCUUGGAACAGAGGUAUGGUAAGAGGGUGAUUCAGAAGGCACUGGAAGAGAUGGAAAGUAAGGAGUGGCUGGAAAAGAACUCCAAGAACUGCCCCUGCUGCGGGACCCCCAUACAGAAAUUAGACGGAUGUAACAAGAUGACGUGCACGGGCUGCAUGCAGUACUUCUGCUGGAUCUGCAUGGGCUUUCUCUCUCGAGCAAACCCGUACAAACACUUCACUGAUCCUGAGUCCCUGUGUUUCAACCGGUUGUUCCAUGCCGUGGAUGUUAAUGGAGAUGUUUGGGAAGAUGUGAUUGAAGACUAGUUAACUACUUCCUCUUGAGAUACGGAAAUGGAAUGAUUUGCUGUGAUCUUUUGUUGAGUAUGCAAAAUAACCUUGCAGGAUAUUUAUGCUUCCUGUGUAGAAGAUAAGGAAGGAAGAAUGAGGUUUAUAUUUUCACGUGGUACUACUGAUUCAGGCACAUCCAUACAUUUUUCAUCAUAACACAAAUGGACACAAUUGUAAGCCAAAGGUUCAGAAAAUGGAAACUAAAGAACAUUACAUAUUAUAAUGUGCCCAAAACUCUAAAUAAAUAGUCAUAAAACAUAUUUAGUUUAUUCUCCAAGCAUGAGGUGAGGAGAACGAUCCAGAGUUAAAUCUGCAGGUGCUUCGCCUCUGAGGAGUAUCCCUGUUUCAUUUGGCGCCUCUGCAGCCGCACUCCGCAUGGUGGGGCUGGGAAGGAGCCUCGGGAGAAUGGUCCCGAGAGCCCGUGUCAUCACCUCCAGCCUCAGCCCCUGCAGAGUUAGCCUCUUGGGAAGGAGCCGUUUACUCAACAACUGAUUGCGCGGCUGCCCAGUGUCAUUUUGCCUUCCAAAACAAGUUUAUAAUUAAGAAAUAUUUUCUUAAGUUAUUGAAGAAUAAUAAGAAAAAUAAUUUAAGAAAACAUUUUCAAUACCACAGGCGCUGUAAGUCACUUGAUAUUUAUUAUGAGUAAUAUAUAUACAGAUAAAUAGAUAAAUAUAUAGUCUAGGGGUUUGAAGCCAAGUUGAAAAUUUAAUGACACAGGCUCAGGAAAACCUGAGCCCUCUUCCACUUUCCUGAGCAGUUGAGCCUGAGUUCAAAACUUACCCUUGCUACCCUUCUGCUCCACAUUUUCUGCUUGUACCUUAAGACAGUUGCAAUACUAAUUCCAGCAGCACGUGUUUUUAUUUCCUCUGGGGGAGGGAGAAGGCCUAAAAUAUUCCCAAAUGGAACAAGCUGGAUGUUCCUUUAUUCUCUGGUUCUUGAGCUUGUCCACAGCAUGUAGUUUGAUGCUAAGGUCCUGAGUUCUUAAAUUCUCUCAUGAGCUGCAGGAAGUGGUCUCCCUGCCCUGUCUGCAGCAGCAGUGUGUUGGGUGGUAAUUUUUGCUUGAUAUGUAGAUUGCACUUUCACAAGUUUGGCUGGCUCUUUGAAAAACUGUCUUAGGGUCAGGGGAGUGGCGUGAAAGCAAAACCAGAUUUUUAUAGAAAGUACAGAAGAAUUCAGCUAGAGCCUUUGUUUUUCCCUGCCUUGUCAUUGAAAACUGAAGAAUCACUUUUAACUGUUCUAGAUGUGUGUGUGUGUGUGUGUGUGUGUGUCCCCAAAAAGUCAGCAAGGACUGUAUUUCUGGAUUGUCCACAAUGAGGAUGCUUCAUCUUGAAAAUAAAAAAUAAUUUAAAAAAUUG